Messenger RNA from Amphiprion ocellaris (clown anemonefish), 2939 nucleotides. RefSeq names its product DEAH (Asp-Glu-Ala-His) box helicase 15 (gene dhx15). The transcript is spliced from 14 exons. The record is from RefSeq and is a predicted model, not a curated record. Bases 163 to 2376 code for a protein of 737 amino acids. Gene Ontology annotation, cellular component: spliceosomal complex; intracellular anatomical structure. Gene Ontology annotation, molecular function: RNA helicase activity; RNA binding; ATP binding. Lineage: Eukaryota; Metazoa; Chordata; Actinopteri; Pomacentridae.
GGGCUGAGACGCGGCAGACCUCCUGUAUCCUCCCCCACAUCCCCAAACCACCGCAUCGUAUCUGCAGGCACCGCGACGGGCUUUGACGGAACGCAGCAUGUGCAGGAGUCUGUAACGGUUCUCCCUCUAAAUCUUUCGAGUCAUUUUGUCAAAAGAAUAAUAAUGAUGAGGCGUGACAGGGACAGAGACCGUGAUGAAAGGUCGCGGGACAGGGACCGUGACCGAGAUAGAGACCGUGACAGGGACAGAGAUGUGAAGUCAUCUGUGGUGGCCACCAAGCCAGCUGCAGGCAGUCUGGGCUUCCUUAAGCAGCCUCCCCUACAGCAGCAGAUCAACCCCUUCACCAACCUGCCCCACACGCCACGCUACUAUGAGAUCCUCAAAAAGCGGCUGCAGCUGCCUGUCUGGGAGUACAGAGAGAGCUUCACUGACAUCCUGAUGCGAAACCAGUCUUUUGUGCUGGUGGGAGAGACCGGCUCUGGGAAAACCACGCAGAUCCCUCAGUGGUGUGUGGAGAUGGUGCGCUCAGUGCCGGGACCAAAGAGAGCCGUGGCCUGCACCCAGCCCAGGAGGGUGGCGGCCAUGAGCGUCGCCCAGAGGGUUGCGGAUGAGAUGGAUGUCAUGCUGGGCCAAGAGGUGGGCUACUCCAUCAGGUUUGAGGACUGCAGCUCGGCCAAGACUGUACUCAAGUACAUGACAGAUGGAAUGUUGCUGCGGGAGGCCAUGAAUGAUCCCCUGCUGGAGCGCUAUGGUGUCAUCAUUCUGGACGAAGCCCACGAACGCACUUUGGCUACAGACAUUCUCAUGGGGGUCCUCAAGGAGGUGGUCCGUCAGAGGUCUGACCUGAAGGUCAUUGUCAUGAGUGCAACGCUGGAUGCUGGCAAGUUCCAGGUGUAUUUUGACAACUGCCCGCUUCUAACCAUCCCCGGGCGCACACACCCAGUGGAGAUUUUCUACACGCCGGAACCAGAGCGGGACUACCUCGAAGCCGCCAUCCGCACUGUGAUCCAAAUCCACAUGUGUGAGGAGGAUGAAGGGGACCUUUUGCUCUUCCUCACUGGACAGGAGGAAAUUGAUGAAGCUUGCAAGCGAAUCAAGAGGGAAGUCGACGACCUGGGGCCUGAUGUCGGCGAUAUCAAAAUCAUCCCGCUGUAUUCGACGCUGCCUCCACAGCAGCAGCAGAAGAUCUUUGAGCCACCCCCGCCCAAUAAACCAAAUGGUGCCAUUGGAAGGAAGGUCGUCGUGUCAACAAACAUUGCCGAGACGUCCCUGACCAUCGAUGGCGUCGUGUUUGUAAUUGAUCCCGGAUUUGCCAAGCAAAAGGUGUAUAACCCACGUAUCAGAGUGGAGUCUCUUUUGGUUACAGCCAUCAGCAAGGCUUCAGCCCAGCAGAGGGCAGGUCGUGCUGGACGAACAUGCCCAGGAAAGUGUUUCCGCCUUUACACAGAGAAAGCUUACAAGACAGAAAUGCAGGACAACACGUAUCCAGAGAUCCUGAGGUCGAAUCUGGGCUCUGUGGUGCUGCAGCUGAAGAAACUGGGUAUAGAUGACCUGGUGCACUUUGACUUCAUGGACCCACCAGCCCCAGAGACCCUGAUGCGAGCCCUGGAGUUGCUGAACUACCUGGAAGCUCUCAAUGACGAUGGUGACCUGACGGAGCUGGGCUCCAUGAUGGCAGAGUUCCCCUUGGACCCCCAGCUGGCCAAGAUGGUCAUCGCCAGCUGCGAAUUCAACUGUUCGAACGAAGUCCUCUCCAUCACUGCCAUGUUGUCAGUCCCACAGUGCUUCGUCCGACCCACGGAGGCCAAGAAGGUGGCUGACGAGUCCAAGAUGCGUUUUGCCCACAUCGACGGAGACCAUCUGACGCUGCUCAACGUAUACCACGCCUUUAAACAAAACCACGAGUCCACUCAGUGGUGCUACGACAACUUUGUCAACUACCGCUCGCUGAUGUCAGCAGACAACGUACGGCAGCAGUUGUCCAGGAUCAUGGACCGUUUCAACCUGCCGCGAAGGAGCACUGAGUUCAGCAGCAGAGAAUACUACAUCAACAUCCGCCGAGCGCUGGUCACUGGCUUUUUCAUGCAGAUUGCUCACCUAGAGCGCACCGGCCACUACCUGACAGUGAAGGACAACCAAGUCGUACAGCUGCACCCCUCCACUGUACUGGACCACAAACCAGAGUGGGUGCUGUACAACGAGUUUGUACUCACCACCAAAAACUACAUCCGCACAUGCACAGACAUCAAACCAGAGUGGCUGGUGAAAAUUGCCCCGCAGUACUAUGAGAUGAGUAACUUCCCCCAGUGUGAAGCAAAGAGACAGUUGGAGCGUAUCAUUGCAAAAGUCUCAUCCAAGGAAUACACUCAGUACUAAGAACGUUUGCAUGUGCUGCAGCAGCAUCCCCAGUAUCUGUACAAAGUCAAAUCUGAACUCCAUUUGAGUGUUCUAUAUUUUUUUUAUAUCCACCAACAACCUCAUUUUUGAAUUCUAUUUUUGUCUCAGUGUACCUGAUGCAUUUUAAAAAUGAUUGUUGGACUGUGUUCUGUUACCUUUAAGGGCCAAUUUGUGUCUUUUUUUUAAUAUUUUUUCCUCAAAGGAAAUAGGGUUAAGCACUACUAGAAAUGAAUGGACUACAAAUGACUGCUCGUCAGGAAUUUAGUCAUUACCCAUUCUUGUCUGAAGCAUGAUAUGUGAUGUAAAUUUCAACAUUCCUGCUAAAGACAUCCAUAAUAACAAAAGCCGGCUCAAGAUUCUUUGCUGUUGCUUUGCUUGUUCUGCUAAAACAGCAUUAAUCUAUGGAUAGGCCUUUUGAUCAAAUGUAAUUUAUACUGUAUUUUGAUGCAGGCGUAAUUUAAUGUUCUCUUGUCAUGGAGAUACUAAGAGGUUCACAUUUCCUGUCAACUGUUCUACUUAAUAAAAAUGACUUUGAAAUAAAA